Molecule: messenger RNA, 339 nt
Organism: Fusarium venenatum
Lineage: Eukaryota; Fungi; Ascomycota; Sordariomycetes; Hypocreales; Nectriaceae
Source: RefSeq, a predicted model, not a curated record
AUGUCUGAAGGUCACUUUACACGCAGCCAAGUGUCAGCAAACCGCUGCUUGCGUCAGGGAGCAGACUCCGCCAGAGAUACUAUUCGCGACAUCUUCACAAAUGCUGCUCUUGCGAACGGAUCAUCAAAUGUGCAACAAACCGAAAUAGAUCUCUAUAGGAAGAUAGAGACCUACGACGCUACUCUGCCUGUAGUCUUAAAACCGAGCCUGAUGGACGUCGACUUCUUUGCUGAAACGGAGGUUGGAUGGGUACAUGCCGUGUUCCGUAUUGAGUACCGCGUUCUCAAGGGUGCCGGACCAAAAAAAAAGAGCCUCUACAAAUCACUUGAAAUUAUUUAG